AUGGAGUUUGAAUUCCAUAUGAGGGAGCUAGACAACUUGGAUAAGCGCAUAAGACCGUACCUGGAGAAAAUUGGCCAUGAAAAAUGGUCAAGGUAUCAUUCAGAAAACAACAGGUACUCUACCAUGACAUCAAACAUAGCUGAGGCACUGAACUCAGCAAAUUUAGCAGCAAGGGAAACACCAGUGACAACAUUAAUGGAGUGCUUGAGGGCACAAAUGCAAGAGUGGACAUACAAUAAUAGAAAGGAGGCACAAAAAUGCACAACAAGGCUGACACCAUCAUCUGAGAAAAAACUCAUACGGAACUAUGUACAGUCAUUGCGACUAACAGUGAAACCAGCAAACCAGAACUCCGUUUCGAGGUGA
Molecule: messenger RNA, 366 nt
Organism: Cannabis sativa
Lineage: Eukaryota; Viridiplantae; Streptophyta; Magnoliopsida; Rosales; Cannabaceae
Exons: 3
Coding region: 1-366 (121 amino acids)
Source: RefSeq, a predicted model, not a curated record